AUGUAGAGGACUUAGAAGCGAGCCUUAAAAAUCUUUCUAAGCUUAUCUAUAUCCCCGAAGAUCAUAUUGAAGAAGCCUUAAAUCGUUCUAAAAAACAACUCUCUCAUCUUCCCCUCUCUUUAAAAUCAAACCUUUCUUGGGAAGAACUCAGCCGCUUAAAAGUUCAUACGCCUGACCUUCCAGGAGUUUCCGCAGAAGAUUCUUUCUUGAGACACUACACAGCCGGGAAUGCUGUGGCUCACCUUUUAGGAUAUGUCCGCAGGCCUUCAGAAACUGACUUAACCGAAAAUCCUGAAGAUUCCUUUUUAAAUCUACCAGGUAUUCGGCUAGGUAAAACAGGCAUCGAAAAAAAAUUAGAGAAAAUCCUCCGUGGCGUUUCCGGGGUUGAAGAAAUCGAAGUCACAGCACGCCAUAAAAAAGUGCGCACCCUCUCUCAACAUCUCUCAAAAGAAGGGCAAUCUGUCAGGCUUUCUAUUGAUCUUGAGCUGCAGAAAAAAGCACAGCAGCUUCUAGAACCUUAUAAAAGUGGUGCGGCGGUCAUCAUGGAUGUCAAAACAGGCCAAAUCCUUUCUUUUUCAUCUGAGCCAACCUUUGAUAACAAUGCUUUUGUUCAAAGACUGCCUCCUGAAAUUUGGAAAAGUUUAAGCCAAGAUCCUUUAAGCCCCCUUUUGAAUAAAGUGACCGCAGGGACCUAUGCCCCUGGAUCAACUUUUAAAAUGGUUGUCACAUUAGCUGCUUUAGAGUCAGGGCUUAUUACCAAGCAUGAUUCUGUUACGUGCUUCGGUCACGUCUUCAUCAGCAAUCAUCGCUUUCAUUGCCACAAGCGUGGAGGACAUGGUCGUAUGUCUCUUUUGUCUGCGUUAGCCAAAUCUUGCGAUAUUUACUUUUAUGACCUUGCCUUAAAAGUAGGCAUUGAACGCAUUGCAAAAAUGGCAAAAAUUUUAGGAUUAGGAGAAAUAACCGCUCUUCAAUUUCCUGGAGAAAAAUCAGGACUUAUCCCAACAAAAUCUUGGAAAAAAGAACGCUAUAAUAAACCUUGGCUUAUUGGUGAAACUGUCUUAGCCAGUAUUGGUCAAGGGUACUUGCUAACAACCCCUUUACAGCUUGCCACAAUGACAGCAAGAAUUGCUUCUGGAAAAAUGAUCUCUCCCUCCCUUCUUUUUGAUCCAUCGACAACUGAUCCUGAUCCUCUACCAAUUUCAGAAAAAAACCUUCAACUUAUACGCGAUGGCAUGAGAGACGUUGUCUGGCACCCUUUUGGGACCGCCAAAAGUGUUCGUUCUUCUGAUCUAAAAAUUGCUGGAAAAACAGGAACGGCCCAAGUCCGCCGAAUUAAAGAAAGAGAAAGGAAGCAAGGCGUUAAACGCAACCAAGAUCUCGACUGGAAAUACAGAGAUCAUGCCCUUUUUGUUGGGUUUGCCCCUGUUGAGGCACCUCGUUAUGCCACAGCUGUCGUCAUCGAACACGGUG
Messenger RNA from Stylophora pistillata, 1470 nucleotides. Its product is annotated as peptidoglycan D,D-transpeptidase MrdA-like. NCBI's taxonomy places the organism in Eukaryota, Metazoa, Cnidaria, Anthozoa, Scleractinia, Pocilloporidae. The record is from RefSeq and is a predicted model, not a curated record.